Messenger RNA from Gossypium arboreum, 414 nucleotides. RefSeq lists its product as uncharacterized. The coding region runs from base 1 to 414 and encodes 137 amino acids. NCBI's taxonomy places the organism in Eukaryota, Viridiplantae, Streptophyta, Magnoliopsida, Malvales, Malvaceae. The transcript has 2 exons. The record is from RefSeq and is a predicted model, not a curated record.
AUGGCGGACGCUUUGGCAACAUUGGCUUCCAUGAUUAAAGCAAAUAAACAAGAGGAUAUGAAACCAAUUCAGAUGAGCAUUUUGAAGGUUCCAGCUCAUUGCUGUAACAUUGAAGAAGAGGAAAAGGAUGACCAUCCGUGGUAUCAGGAUAUAUUACGGUAUGCGAGAAAUCGUGAAUAUUCUGAGAAGGCAACUGAAAACGACAAAAGGACUUUAAGGAGGUUAGCUUGUGAAUAUGUGCUAGAUGGGGAUAUCCUUUAUAAAAGAAGGAAAGAUCAGGUACUUUUGAGAUGCGUUGACGCUAUAGAAGCUAAACAAAUCCUGGAAGAAGUACAUAAAGGAGUUUGUGGUACACAUGCUAAUGGCUUUAAGAUGAGACAGCUUCUUAUGCUAGCGUCACUAAGUCAGCAGUAG